Molecule: messenger RNA, 921 nt
Organism: Wallemia ichthyophaga EXF-994
Lineage: Eukaryota; Fungi; Basidiomycota; Wallemiomycetes; Wallemiales; Wallemiaceae
Exons: 2
Coding region: 1-921 (306 amino acids)
Molecular function (GO): 4-hydroxy-tetrahydrodipicolinate synthase activity
Source: RefSeq, a predicted model, not a curated record
AUGACGCUAUCAUUACCAAGAGGAAACUACGCACCAAUCCCUACAUUCUACGCUAAAGAUCAGAAUCAAUCUGUCGAUUUAUCAGCCACUGCGCAACAUGCACUCAACAUCGUCAAGGCGGGUGUAGCAGGUGUAGUAUGCCAAGGCAGUACUGCCGAAUGGGUCAGUUUGAAUGACGACGAGAAAAGCAGCAUCACGCAAGCCGUCAGGAAAAUUCUCAACGAUCAUGGUUUCACUCAUGUACCAGUGCUUGCAGGCAUAGGCGCACAAUCCACCAGACACGCCAUCCAGCUGGCCAAAUCGGCAGGCGAGAACGGCGCACAGUACGUGCUUUCACUCCCGCCCUCGUAUUUCGCAGCAAGUCUCACUCAAGCGGCGUUGGUUGAUUUCUAUAUUGAAGUGGCUACACACUCCCCAGUCCCCCUCCUCAUCUACUCCUUCCCGGGCGUGUCGAAUGGUGUGACGUUGAGCACUGACACUCUCAUUACCCUCGCCGCCCAUCCUAAGAUCGUCGGUAUCAAGCAGACAGACCAUGAUAUCGGUAAGAUGACUCGUUUGGCUGGUCUACAUUCACAGACGCAACAUGAAUAUGAUUUCGCCGUCUUUGCAGGCGCGUCUAACUACCUAGUGGCCGCCUUGUCCGUUGGUGCACACGGGUCUAUUACAGGCGCUGCCAAUUACGCUCCCGAGCUCGUGACGGCUGUACAGGAAGCAUACGAUGGCGGCGACACGCGACGCGCCGUUGAGCUGCAGAGGAAGCUGGCCGAGUUGGAAGACACGACAGCUACGGGUGGCAUCCCCGGCAUCAAGUUGGCCGCUUGUUGCAAAUACGCCUAUCACAACCCUCAACCGCGCCAUCCUGUGCCUUUGUGCAGCGACACUGUCCACAAGAGCAUCGUAGCCGCUAUGAAGGGUAUCUAG